Fomitopsis serialis is the source of this 330-nucleotide messenger RNA. RefSeq lists its product as uncharacterized. Gene Ontology annotation, cellular component: mitochondrial inner membrane peptidase complex. The record is from RefSeq and is a predicted model, not a curated record. NCBI's taxonomy places the organism in Eukaryota, Fungi, Basidiomycota, Agaricomycetes, Polyporales, Fomitopsidaceae. The transcript has 3 exons. Bases 1 to 330 code for a protein of 109 amino acids.
AUGGCUUCUCAAGCUAGUGGUGAGACCAAAGGCGCCUCCAGCAAAUGCCGGCUGGCGGAGAUUGUGCAGUACAAAUGCGACAUUGAGGUCGGAAAGCGAGGCGAACCGCAGGUACAUUGCUGGCCGGUGCCACGAAUAUUCAGGAUCUGCCCCGGGCGACCGGCCGUGGAACUAACGCGCUUCGUGGAGAUGAACAUGAGUACCGGUGAGGUACAUCUCCCGCCGGAAGCUAGGUAUGCUUGCCUACCAAAAUUACCGAAAGGAAAACCCUGGCGGGACAUCGUGCACUACGAUGAGAAGGUCGCCGAACUGACGGGUGAAAAGGCUUGA